UUGAACCGACAGACGGAGUGGGCGCGUUGCUGAAUCGUGCCUCAGUAUCGCUCCGACCGCCGUCGACUACGGUUCAUUCGUUGCUCCGAUGUAUCCUCGUCGUGUCGUGGUCGCAUAAACCCUAAACGAACCUCGGUGCGAGUGAAACGCGACGCGUACGACGAGAUAGCAUCGAGAGAGCAUCGUUCGGAGUGGUGUCAAUUGAACGAAUCCCUAAUGACAAUGGGCUAAACCUGUGCAUCGAUUCUCUUGAUGACAGAGUCCGACAGAGGCCUAGUCUCGACUGGAUCUGGGUCAAUGGAUUAUCGUAAACGUAUCGCAGCGACGCGUUAAUCGAGAACUUGAGUUAAACUCGAUGAAGCGUUAACAGACAGCAUCCGACGGUGGUGACGAUAUAUAAACGGUGUUCCGGGGCACUGUAAGAUGAGCCCUGCCUCCCAAGGCGUCGUAGAGGUGGAGCGUUACAUCGGCAGUUGCCUAAUAUCCUCGAAUCGGAGGCCAGGAUCGCACAAGGCGGUCGUCAAGCAGCAAGAGCCUUCGUUACACGGAAAGACGCGUUGUUACGGUGGACAGAACCUGAUAAACACCGGCGAUCAGGUGCAAUAUGGUCCCGGCGAUUGGACAGGCGCUCCUUUGAUAUCCAUGACUAGCCCGCGCAGAUGUAAUCAGAGGUCGGUUAGCCUACAACCACAACCACAGCAACAGCCACAGGCCUGCGAGGUGUCGACACACCUGCCCAAGAAUCCACUCUCCAGGCUAGCCAUUCACACACAGGGAGCGCCGUUGAUCUUGGCAGGCCGGUUUCCCAAUCGCAAGAUACAUAACGGCGUGAACGGCAUCGCCAACGCGCUUUGCAACGCAGCGGUUAGCAGUUACGUUUACGGCAAUGGAAACGUGCUGAGAUGUCCACCGUCCCGGCCUCAGAGGCUCGCGGACCACGCCAAGAAGCAGCAAGCGAGUACAAAGUCGGACUUGUGCUCGAGCAAAGAGACCGUAGCUGUGGUCGCGAUGGGAGCCAACAUCGCCAACAUCGAUUCGUUGAGCAUCGCCAGCGACGAGAGUUCCGGAUCCAACAACUCCGAGAACAGCCUGCCCCGUAUAAUAAAGCCACGAAAGCGCAGGAAGAAGGACAGGAAACCGGUCAACAACCUGGUCGCUAUCGACGUUGUUCAACAGGAGGACCAGCAACAAGAGCCCGCGUUGGCUGUCGAGCACCCGAACUUAAAACCGUACAUGCCGGUCUGUUACGAGCAGCGUUUCGAGGCCUUGCCUCAGAUCAGGAACCACAGGAGGCUGCCAAUCGGAAGGAAAAACGUGCUGCACGGUUGCAGGGCCCAGACGCCUGGUAUACAGGAACCGACGGACGUCAAGCAAAAGCAAACGCACCGGCAUAUGGAACCGAACGACGUCAGACAGCAGGAGCAAACACACCGUCGCGUGGAACCCACCGACGCCAGACAGAAGCAAACACACCGGCGCAUGGAAGCUACCGACGCGAGGCACGAGCACGCAGACCGACAUAUGGAAGUGAAAGUGCCGGACGACAACAGACUAGUGGAAAUUCACACAGUUCCUUCGAGAGGUCACAGACACGCUCGCCAGCCGACCAACAACCUUCCGAUGUUUCUGCAGGAAUACAGCGAGCUGGCAGGGUGCAGAAACAAGGAAGGGUUAGGGUCGUGCCAGUGUCGGUACUGCGAUCCUUCGGGAGUUAUUUGGGACGUGGAUCAGAACUGUUACUCGCCCUUCUUGACCUCGAGUACCGGCCACUUUCCUCACGUGCCGUUUCUCGCCCGGCCGACUUCGAACUGCCACAAUCAGAGCAUAGAGAGGCUUAGCGGUUCGGUCCACGAGGAAAAAGACCCCGGGCCCGGUGUUGUUCUCAGACGCAGCUGGAGCGACCCGACCAGUUACUUCAGCGAGGACAACAUAGGCGCUCCUAGCAAAGACGUCGGUGUGAUCGGUGACCGGUGGCAGGGUGACAGUGGGAAACACAGGACGCUCUGGCACGGGGACACCAGCGGGUUCCUGGCGAAUAAUCCGGGACCGGGGGCCAAUAUGCCGAGCAACGGUUUCGUCUGCCAACGGCAGAAGGGUCUGGAGGUCUCCACGGAGAUCAUCACGUCGCCCAACGGUCACAGAGACCUGGAAAUCAAGUUCUAUUCGCCCUCGCUGAACGCCAACGCUCCCGACCACGAGAAAAUCCUCUUUGCCGAGGUAGUGGACGACGACGAGGAGGAUUUCAGCGACAUUUGGAGCUAUCACGAGUCAAAGUUGCAGCAGGAUUUUCGCACGUUGCUGCAAGCGGAGGAAUGAACGCGAACGAGAAAUUUGUGAUUGUGGGAAUCUCGAGCGAUGGCGAUGAGAGAUUACGCGCGAGUGAGUGAAAAAAGGUGGUACUGGAAGUUUGAAUCGAUUUGAUCGGCUGGAAAAUGAAAUCGAGGGAUUAUGUGAAACGGAAAUUUCGCGCCGUUCCGAGUCGAAAAUAUCGAUCGGUGUCGUUUGUACGUUACCGUGCGGUAGCCGAGUAGGCUGUUGCGCGCGACACGAGGCAUGUCUCAUCGAAACACGAACCACUGCGUGGAAUAAUACGAUGGCCCGAUAUUUUUCUUUGUAUUUAAAUAAACACGUAAGAAUGUGUGUAUCGCGCUCUAUACAUCGCACGUCUUACUUUAUGCAAACAUCCAGGGAACAUGUAGAGAAUCGUUUCGGUUGAAACGUGCUUCCUGGAAGCCAUGGAAAUAAAUGUAAACAAACGAUAGCGUGUUAUACGCAAAAUAUCUCUGCGUGAUAGAUCGAUAAUUUAUUCGUAUUCUGCGAUUUCACGUUUCUUCUGUAAAACUUCAACUACAAAUUUUCUAUCGAUUUGUACAGAGUUUUUAAAUAAUUGCUUGCAUUUAAAUACUUGUUGGAAAUGUACUGUACGCUUCUAACGAGAAACACGUUUAUUUGCAAAGUUAUUUUCCAGGGUAGAAAUAUUAUAGAUGAAAUUGAGCUUGUUUUUGGAGAUACAAGUCUCAGAUGGAAUAAUAUCUUCUGUUUACACUUUUUCCUAUAAUCUCCGCAAAGAUCGUUCCAAGAAAUUUAAACGCGUUUACGUAAAGUAGGACGUGCAUAUAGGAUCCACGAAAAAAUGUUUAUUCUUACGUGUAUCUCUAAAUACGAACGAAAAACAUUGGGCGCAUUUCUCGUGCAGCUUGAGAUUGUUCGCAAAAGUCUUGGACGAACCGUCCUACGUUGCAAACUACGUUUGCAAGAUGGCCCGAUUCUACUGCCAACAGAUAUAGGUCGCGUUAGAAAACGUAACGGCUCCUCCAAAAUCGCUGUUCGCUCGGCUUGAUGUAUCUUAUGCGUUUGAAAAUGAUCGUUGGGAGUUUACGCAAGUCUCGCAUUAGGUUCGAGGUUCGUACGAAGAGGGCGCCGUCUCCUACUAAAUUGUAUACCGGUGGCGCCAUUUACACGAUCGGACGAGUCGUAACUGUAUUCGCUUUAGUCGAAGCACGUCGUAACCUACAAAACGUAACACGUAACGUAACGAGCCGACCGACUACGUUUGCGAAUAGAUCGGCUCGUUCUUGUCAAAGAAAAUUUUCCUUGGUCUUUCGGACCAGCGUGAAAAAAACAUUAUGUAAUUUGUCCAAGGGUUUCCAAACUUGGCUGCACUUUACUUGUGACGGACCUAAAAUUUUUUAAUUUCUUUCACAUAAUCCUGUAGAUUUUGUCGAGAAAAAUCCGGAAAGGCUAGUUUUAAGGCGAGGAAUCGACUAGUUCGGAAAUUAUGAGCAAAAAGUGGCAUUUUACCGUACUUGACUGACACUUUCGACGCCAUGUUGUCUUGUAGCCAUACCCUGUCGGUAAAACAGAUUCUCGGUGAUGACGGAGUACAUUAUGUACCUAUAUGUACAUUUGGGCCUAUAUUUUCGGGAUUUUUUCUAGAGUACGAAUUCAACUUUUGAAUCGUCUGUCAAAUACGGUCAAAAGGUUCACCUUUAACUGCCCGUAACUUCUGAACCAGUGGAUUCCUCGCCUGAAAACUAGCAUUUUCGAAUUCCACUCGCCGAAAUCUACAGGAUUAUGUAAAAAAAAAAACUUGAAAAUUCUAGGUCCGCCAAAGUAAAGUUUAACCCGAAACUUAUUUGGCAAUCCCUGCUCCGUUUCGGGUAACGUUCGAAUCGUUCCAGCGAGCUCCUCGAAUGAUUUUAGCGCCCUCUGAAUUGUUUCGGUGCCCCUCGAAUCGUUUCUGCCCCACCUUUAAUAGUUCGAACGCCCUCCAUUUGCGGUAACGCUUUGGGAAGCCCGGUUUAGACGGUAACCGUAGAUUUUAAGGCGAUUUUAGGUUACAACCGUUGUCUAUAUGUGUAUAGAUGUCGCGCGUUGAACAGUCCACCAUUUUGUUUAGCAUCGAAACUUACACGAUGGCGUGGCAAUUUCGAAGACCGAAUCGCGGGAAAUAUUGCUCGUUAGACUUUAAACAACAUCGUAUUGCUAACGACAUUGUUCAGUAAUAUUUAGCAAUAUCGCCGAUGGCAAUAUUUCUCUCUUUCUUGUUGUUGUCCUUUACGAAAGCGGCACUACGAUUUGCGAGAAAGACGAUCGUUGUUGUCUCGAUAACAUCGUCGUUGGUAUAUUUUUCACGUAUAAAGAAAGUUGCGCACGCUAAAAAGGAAGGAGAUGGGGAGCAGAAAAUCGAACAUUUUUAGGAAUCGCCCGUUGUUUCAAAUAAUUCAGAUACGUACCUUUUUGUAUUCGUUACAAAUAUCCUUGUGUGUUUGGAAAAUUUCAUAUGCGACACAAGUUGUAAUUUUAUCGCUCGACUCCUCUCCCUCACUCUUUCUGAAUGUAUUUAUUUAAAAAGUGGUCGUUCGACGGGACUGCGACGACGAUGACGCAACGACGAUACACUCUUAUCCGACACUUAUUCGUCGUCCAGACUACCAACGUCGCUUUAGUACUGUACCGUCUCGAAAUACACUGUUUGAAAAAGUGAAUAAAGAAAGAAUAAAGAAACUCUUCUCAAGUUUCAUCGAAACCCAAACCAAACCAGACCUAAACGUCUUACCGAUCGAGCGAUUCGAAAUUUGGCGGAGAGGUUCGACGAAACUGGGUCUGUUCGCGAUAAGAAUCCUUCGGAAAAAAUACAAAUCUUUGCGUUCGAAAUCUAAGGCCAACGAUUAACGCGUCGUUUCCAAUAGUUGACACGCGAGUUGUUGGAUGAAAUUUAUGCUUGUAAUCGUUAUUAUGAUAGUAGGAUAAGCGAGGAUUACACGACAGUAAUAAAUGCGCUUCGUUAGUAAUGUUCAUUUGAAUUUCAAAGAGCAAUGUGGGAAAAUUAAUCUGAAUAACGCUUUUUUGUGUUUCUCAACUUGUUAUAUUGUGGAGUUAAUCGAUUCGACGAAUGAAAAGCUGGUGGAAAUAGUGGUAUUCUUGGAUAAGGAUAUCAACGCGACCGUACAAUCGGUUGCUUCGGUACACGAUAUUUAUGAAGGUACGCUCCACGUUGAACUAAAUCGGUUUCGCAAAACUGCUUCGAUUCUUGCGAGAAGGAUUGCCCUUUAACCGACUAUAAUAAGCGUCGGGGCCGUGUCGAGGCACAUUCUGGCAUUAUAGCGAAACCUUUCGUGAUAUGUCAAGAGGAAACCAACGAACGGGAUCUCGUUGCACUCCUAGGCCGCUUAUAUCCCUGGUUCGGUCUACAUAGUUUCUUCCAUGGAGCGAGCUCUUCGCGUCCCCAUUAUCGCGUCUGCUUCCCUCUUUCGAAAAGAAAACAA
This is a messenger RNA of Hylaeus volcanicus, 5768 nucleotides long. RefSeq lists its product as uncharacterized. The record is from RefSeq and is a predicted model, not a curated record. The transcript has a single exon. Lineage: Eukaryota; Metazoa; Arthropoda; Insecta; Hymenoptera; Colletidae. Bases 424 to 2316 code for a protein of 630 amino acids.